Messenger RNA from Gadus morhua (Atlantic cod), 1084 nucleotides. RefSeq names its product phosphoinositide-interacting protein-like. The record is from RefSeq and is a predicted model, not a curated record. The coding region runs from base 724 to 1059 and encodes 111 amino acids. The transcript has a single exon. Lineage: Eukaryota; Metazoa; Chordata; Actinopteri; Gadiformes; Gadidae.
UGAAGAUGUAUAUUUAAUCAUUUGCUGCUGCCUGGCUUCAUAAGACAGAAUGUUAAUUUGAACCAAAAUAAUAACAUGCAACAAAUCAUUUGUAUACAGUAUUCAUCAACAUCAGAAGUGUAUUCUGCUAGUGGCCAGAGCCCGACGGUUUAGCUCAGUGUUGGCUCACCAGCAGGGCUGCGGCCUGUAUCGAAUGACAGGCCUCUUGUGUGGCGGGUUACGCUACACAUUUGCUCAGAUGCUUCCUGUUAGAACUGCACAAUAAUAUUCUGAAGAAGUCUGAAUCAGGCCAUGGAUCCUUAGAUCUUCAUCAGACCAUUAAUCUCUGCAGUAUACGUGGUAAUGUUUAAAGUAAUCCAUAUUGUGUUCUGUAUUGGCUUCCUGAAAGAGAGCAUGUAUGGCUGUGAAGGAGGCACUGGUGUAGAGUGGAUUACGGUGAUGACAGGGUGUCAAGGAGAUGGAGCUGGUGGCUCACUCAUCCAUAACCUCUGUUAUUCAGGGGUGUGGAAUUACAGGUGGCAAUUGCAUCCCCCUGUUGUGGCCCAGAGAUAAUUUCCUUCCCACACUGGUGUGCUUGCCUGAGGUCACUUAUUCCUCGGACACCUGGGGAGAAGGAGCUGAUUUGAAAAGAUGACGAAGGCCAACUGAGAAUAUAUUUAUCUCCUACUGAAGAUUCACAAGGCUACUGGAGUUCCCUCAGUUAUUUAAAAGAUAUUCCCCGUGAUGGAUGCAAGACUUUUGGACGAAUCGGAAGAACGCCCGCGACGGUCCUGCUGCCUUCCUUCUGGGAACGCCUCGGAACCUUCUGACUGGGCCCACUUCCACAAGCCCAUCAUCACCAUGGUGAUGGGCGCCCUGAUGUCGGCCGCGGGGGCCGCUCUGCUGCUGUUGCGCGCUCUGGGUGUGAGCGAGGCCCCCCACGCCAUGGUCCCCGCCUGCCUGUCGGCGGGGCCCGUGUUUGUGGUGCUGGGCCUGGUGUGGAUCCCCAUCCUGAGGCAGAAGCAGAGACGGCGCGCCUCCUGUUACGAGGGGGGCACCCUGUACGGCACCGAGCGGUGAGGAGCGGACGGACGGAUGGACGGUG